Messenger RNA from Effrenium voratum, 1419 nucleotides. NCBI's taxonomy places the organism in Eukaryota, Dinophyceae, Suessiales, Symbiodiniaceae. The record is from the annotation of a GenBank genome assembly.
AUGUCUGUGCGGGUGCGCCUCGAGGGCUGCAAGCACUUCUUCACCUCCGAGGAGGACUUUUUCUGGAACUGGAUGGACUUUGUGAUCGUUCUGCUGGGCGUGGUGGACCUUUGGGCAGUGCCAAUUGCCUCGCUGGUCUUCAGCGUGAACAUGACCAGCGGCUUUGGGCGCUUGGUGCUGCUGGUACGCAUGCUGAGAAUGCUGCGGAUCUUGCGGCUGCUGAAGCUGGUGAAGGCCGUUCGGCCCUUGUACUCCUUGGCCCUCGGCGUGACCCAGGCGAUGCAGAGCAUCUUCUGGGUGCUGGUUUUCCUGGUGGUCACGCUCUACGCCUUCGCCAUCCUCGCCACCCGCUUGCUGGGCCAUUCGAAGCAUAUCCAGGACGACCCGGACCUGCCGGCGCCCAGCAAGGACCUCUUCCGGUCCAUUUGGGAUUCGCUCUUCGCGCUCUUCAGCAUCAUGAACCAGCAGAACUGGGAGUCUAUCGCGCCCUUGCUGGAGAAGAUCCCGGCCAUCAAGCCCGUCUACGUGCUCUUCACCAUUUGCUCUUCCUGGGCACUGCUGUCAGUGCUGACCGGUGUGGUGAGUGAAAACAUGAUGGCUGUGCGGGAGUCCCAAGCGCAAAAGGACGAGGAGGCGGUGGAGGAGCGCAGGAUUUGGCUCGCGAGGUGGCUCCGGGGCGUGUUCGCGGCGGCGGACAAGGAUGGCAGCAUGACGCUGGAGCGGAGUGAGUACCGUGAGCUGUUGAAGUCACCCUUCCAUUUGAAGCGCCUCCAGCAGGUGGCCAAAGUGCCGAUGCAGGAUCUCAUGCAGAUGUUCGAUAUCCUGGAUGUCGAUGGCAACGGCCUCAUCGAGUUCCAGGAGUUCCUCAUUGGCUUCGAGUGGCUGAACGAGCCCAUCUCGGGGAAGUCUUUGCUGAAGCUGGGCCACGAGAUCAGGGUCUCCUGUCAACUUGUGGAAAAGCUCCUGGCGAACUUGAGUGAGGAGCUGAACCAGGUGUGUUCCCGACAGCUGGCCAACCAACAUAACCUCGAGGAGAAGUUGCGACAGGUGUUGGAGGCCAGGAAGAAGAUGAAGGAGGAGUACGAGAAGACCUUGGUGGCCCAAGCCGACGCCAUCGCCUCCCGUACGGAGCUGCGGCGCGCCAUCGGGGCCUACAAGGAUUCCACCUUCUCUGAGGACGGAGACGUGGUCAUCCAGACACCCGACCCGUCGUCCAAGAAGGACGAGGUGAUCCAAACCCCAGACGCCUCCACGAAGAAGGAAAAUCUGCGGAGGGUCCAGGAGGAGACCGAGGCUUACGGCUCCAGCUAUCGCAUGAUGGAGGAGGAUGAGAGCAAGCCGGCGAGCCCGUCUGGUGCGGAGAAGGCCGCCGCAUUGCGCACGGGGAUGGCGCGGUCGCAGUCGAUGCAGCCUUUCUGA